This is a messenger RNA of Caenorhabditis angaria, 3417 nucleotides long. The record is from the annotation of a GenBank genome assembly. NCBI's taxonomy places the organism in Eukaryota, Metazoa, Nematoda, Chromadorea, Rhabditida, Rhabditidae.
AUGAGUGGUUUUGCCCUGACAUUGCCUGAAGUUUUUACUUUUUUGAAGUUCAUUAUUCAUGAUGAGGUAACUUUGCAAAUGUGAAUUUAUUGUUUUUUCUAUUCGGUUCAAAACAAACUAUUACACAUUAUGAAUAAAAUUGUAUUAAGUGUGAACCCUACAAACAUACCACGCCCAGCUUCGUGCAAAUUAACUUUAAAAAUUGGCGGUGUGGGUUUUGAAAUUUUUUGGCGAGGUGAAAACAACCUUUUCGACUGGAAAUUACGACUUUUUACCAAAAUCUAGCAAAAAUUUGCCGUUUUUCAAAAAAAUCUCAAAUUGGCGAGGUGUAUUUUCGAAUUUUUUUAUUGGCGCCGUGCAGAUGCCUCACCCUGGGCGUGGUAUGCCUACAAAUUUCGAAAAAUUGUAAUGUUUCAGAGAUUGCCACAACUUUCAAAAUCGGAAUUGGAAAAUUUUUCAUACCCGGAUUUAUUGGACGAUGAAAAGUUGAAAUGUCUGCUAGAUUUGCUUUUCAAAAAAUCAAAUGGAGGACUUGAUAUUUAUGUUUCACCGGAAUCAAUUAUUGAAGAAUUGAAAACUGUCGAACAAAUUCCAGAGAUGUAUCGAUUAUUUAAAGAUAGAGAGACAAUUCAAUGUUUUAGAAUUCGUAACUUAUCUUUACAAUACUGCAAUGAAGAUCAUGUAUAUUAUUCAAAAAACGGUCUUGGUGAUUUGGUUUGUCAAAAAAUGCUAUUGAAGACGAAUCACAAACUCACUGCUAUUUUUAUACAAUCAUGGUUUUUUGAUUGUUUCAUCCGAAAAUUUGAUGAGAAUAUGAAAAAUUGUUUUGAAUUAAUACCCGAACAGGCCUGGAAAGUGCUGUCAAAUGAGCUCGAUAAAUACUCGGUAAGUUAAAAUAUUUCUGAAAAUAACAAUAUAUGUGAACACAGGAAUUUGAAUUUGUCUUCAACUGUAAUCAGAAAAUCUCUGAAAAUCAUAUCAACAAUCUUAUUAACAACUAUUUAACUGAAAACACCGAACCCAUGAAUAGGGUUCGAGAUAAUAUGGCUGAAAUCUUAACCGUGAGUACCAAUUCACAUUAAAAAUAUAAAUUUAUUACAUUUUCUAUUUAUAUAGUUUUACCCAAUCGAAAACAACCAACAAUUGUGGCAUAGAAUUUAUAUGGAUAUCAGUUUGAAAACGGAACAUUUAAUUCGCACUAUGAAUAAAUUUAAAGAUUUAUUUCAUCCGUUUCCAAAAAAUAAGGCAAGUUUGUUUUUCUAUAAUGAUAUGUUAAAAAAAUAUUUUAAAAGGUUACAUCGAUUUACCAAUAUCCUGUCGUUCGUUUAUUUGUGGAAGACACUCGUCUUGUACCAUUUAUGUUCUCAAAAGAACUGGAAGAUGCACUACUUGUUGUAUUGAAACGGAAAUAUCCUAAUAAAAAAAUCCCGAAAGGUGAGGAAGCAGAAUUUUAUUUUUGUUCUAUGGGGUGAUUCAGUCAAAGUAAUUGACAAAAUAUUCAAGUUAUUUAGAGCGAUUAAUUUUACGUUUCUCUCGCAUUUUACAUACUUUACAUAAAUGAAUGCGAUUGAAAAAAAAACGUGAAAUUAAUCGUUCUAUUUAAAAUACUCACUAAUUAAUUCGAUUAAAUCACUCCAUCAGGACUUCUUGAAAUCGAAAACGAAAAUGAAAGAAGACUUGGAAUUGUUAAUGCUGUCAAUUUUGAAGAGUUUCGAAGAAUAUUACGAGUUCUUACAAUUCAAGAAUCUGAUUUUUCGGUAAGAUCACAGACAAUAAUAAUUUUCUAUGUGUAUUUUUCAUACAGAUAAUUGGUCAAAAUGCUCCAGUUAACAAUCGAAAAGUUUUUUAUCCCAUAUUAUCUCCAUAUGGAAAGCAUUGCAUUUUUUCUGAACAAUAUUUUACUGAACUUAUUUACUAUCUCACAGUUGUUCUGGAAAUAUUCAAAAGUGUUAAUGCAAUCAAUUUUGAUUUGGUUCAAAAAUGGAUUGUCAAAAAAUGCAAAGAUAUUUUCAAAAAACGGGUAAAUGUUUACGUCUGAAAAUAGAUCGUCAAAGAACAUUUUACAGGACAAACUAUAUCUCAUAGAAGUGUGGAAAUAUGAUGAAAUUUUGAAAGAAGCUCGGGAAGAGCUACAAAUUUAUAAAACAGAGGUAAUAUUAAAAACAAGGGUAAAAAUAAUACAAAUUUUUCCAUCUGCAACAGUUUGUAGGUAAAAAAAGUGAGAAUUUUUUAUGUUCCGUUUUUACACCUGUGUGAAAAUGAUACAAUUUUUACAAACCAAACACUAUUUCAGCCAAUAUUUGAAGUUCCGAUAAAAUCAAGUUAUGAGAAAAAUGAAGUUGUAAAAUUUAUCAAAAAAUGUACAAGCUUUUUUGAAAUUAGACCAGAGGUUUCUCAGUAACCUUUGCGACAAAACAAUUUUGCGAGUUGGCGACAUCGCAUACAAGGAUUUUUUGGAAAUAUAUCACAAAAUUAUAACAUUUCACAUUGCGUGUGUUAACACAGAUGUUAGUUUGAUUUAGAAAAUGUUCUCGGAAAAUUUAUUUUAUUGACUAUUUCAGAUUCAAAACCUUUUUCCAACUGUGAAGUACUACGAACUGAGAUUGGACAAAAUACCUAUCUCAUUUGAUUCGUCAAAAUGUUUUUCUGCCAAUUCAACAGCUUCCCAAGAAAAUAUUGAAAGCUCGAAAGAUCGCUCACAAAUGGUGGAAAAAGAAGAAAAUUCUAUACAAAUGGAUUUUAAUAGGUCGUUUUUUGAGAAAAUUCUCAAGAAAAAUAAGUGUUUCAUUUUCAGGAAGAAUACUGCGAUUGAGACACAGCUGGAUGAUAUGAAAAAGUUGCGACAAACAGAAACAGAAUAUUCGGAAAAGUUGAAAACAGAAAAUUCGAAACUAUCAACUCAAUUGGAAGAAAUCAAAAACAAAAUGAAAUUGGAGCAGAAUUCUGAAAUCGAAAAACUACGAAAACUAUUGGAAACAAAGAAUCUGCAGAUCGAGAAGCUUGAGAAAAAUAAAAGUAAAAAAGCGGCGAUUGAAAAUGAAAAAACUGAUGAGAAAAAUUUGAAAGUGUAAGUUAAAAAUGUGAAAAUAGAGUUGAACAGAAACAUUUUAGUCAGAUGACAAAUCUCAAGAAAAACUAUCGAGAAGAAAUGCAUAAAUUGAAAGAAGAAUCGAAUAAUCGAAAUAACCAGAUUCAUAAAUUACAAGCUGAAUUGAAAAAGUGAGUGGAAUAGCUUUUUCAACAACAAAUUUUCUUCGAAAUUUCAGAUCGAGAGAGGAAUUGAAGGCGGAAAGAUUGGCUUCGAAUAAAUUGAAUGAUGAAGCUUUGAAAAAAGCGAAUGAACAGAUGAAGAAAAUGAAAUUGGAAUUGGAAAAUCUGAAAUUUUCAGAUAACGCAAAAAACAAAACAAAUAAUUGA